Molecule: messenger RNA, 1565 nt
Organism: Penicilliopsis zonata CBS 506.65
Lineage: Eukaryota; Fungi; Ascomycota; Eurotiomycetes; Eurotiales; Aspergillaceae
Exons: 6
Coding region: 321-1565 (414 amino acids)
Biological process (GO): mRNA 3'-end processing
Cellular component (GO): RNA polymerase II, holoenzyme
Molecular function (GO): RNA polymerase II C-terminal domain binding
Source: RefSeq, a predicted model, not a curated record
AAUAAGGCGUGGGGAUUCUGCCGGCGAGAGCGGUGAAGAUUCGCCGCAGCUUUCUGGUGCUGGAAGCUGUCCGUGAAUGGGGAUUGCUCUCGUCUUCACUUGACAACAAUACGCCUAGAGGGGUGAUAAUUGACUGGUGUUGUAUACUGUGGCUUCCCAUUAUUGCGCAGCAGUUUAAGCUUUCCCUUAAAUCAAUCCUUUGUUUUUGAAUCAGUUGCAACACGGUUUCUUUUAUUGCCAUUCGUCACCUUGUCGCUUGAAGAAGCGGUGCUGGGAUCGCACUGCUUUGCUGUCAAAAAAGCUAGCUCUAGGGACCAGAUAUGGCUUACACUGACGAUGCCGUCAAGGCAAAGCUCUCAGCCCUUAAUGAGACCCAAGAAGGCAUUGUGACUGUCGCCCAAUGGGUUAUGUUCUACAGGCGACAUGCGGAGCGUACUGCCCAGCUUUGGCUCCAGAAGCUUCGCGACUCCCCAGCUCCCAAACGUCUAAACCUCAUUUAUCUCGCAAACGAGCUUGCACAACAGUCGAAAGCAAGGCGUAAAGAUGACUUUCUCAUCGCAUUCUCUCCGGUGAUUGCAGAAGCAGUCGCGAUAGCAUACAAGAGCGCGUCGAAUGAUAUACAACAGAAACUUCGCCGCGUGGUCGAAGUCUGGAGACAACGGGCUAUCUUUGAACUGCCUAUUCAAGAAGCGGUCGAAGCUCGUGUUGAUGAAAUUGAUCGGUCUCGCUCUAAUGGCAAAAAGCCGCUCAUGGGAGGCUCACUCUUCUCAAGCUCAUCUGGUUCUACGCCUUCCGAGCUGCAGCCUUUGGUCCCUUUACAAGUGGCCUUGUCUAAAGCUACAAUGACGUCCGGCGCGUCUGCGGCGGCAGCGAAUACCGAAUAUGACAAGAUGAAUGAUGCAAACGCACCCCUGCCUACUCCUCCAGUCCACGCCGCCCGUCUGAGUCAGUUACUGAAGACGCUGGCAAACGCCGAAAGCUCGGUCUCGGAAAUCAUCAAGUCACGCCUCGCUCUAAUCAACGGACUGGAAAAACUUCUUGAGACCAACCGCGCCGCUCUUGAAAAGGAACAGGCCUUGGUCUCCAGACUGUCGGACAACAAAAUAGCGACUGAGGCCAAGAAACGUGAAGUUGAGGACAGCAUCAUGCGAGGUCUCUCCGCCGAUAACUCGCCUGGAAAUCCUGCCAGCGGUGAAGGCGAUUCUGUCUCUCGACCGGAAGUUGAAGCCCUGACCCCGCCACCCGUUGAAUCCCUCACUCCAGUCGGUUCUCCUCAGCUGGUGGCCCAGAAUACUACUGUGUUUGGCUUCCAGGAGGCCCCGAUCCCUACUGCCGAUGCUUUCACCCUUCCGGGAAUCGGACAUCCGUCGAACACUCCUCUGCCUGGAAAUGAUAUGCCUAGCCUAGCUGAUACUCUCAGCCAGCUACAGUAUGGCAAUUCCAACGGAGCCACUGUCAAGAAGCGCAAGGUCACCCACGGAGAGGAGGACUAUGCCAAGUUCGCAGGUGGCGACCUGGAUGCGGAUGUAGCUGAGCUACUUGAAACAGAGGGCCGUCAAGGGUAA